This is a messenger RNA of Musca domestica (house fly), 2514 nucleotides long. Its product is annotated as poly [ADP-ribose] polymerase tankyrase-2. Gene Ontology annotation, biological process: piRNA processing. NCBI's taxonomy places the organism in Eukaryota, Metazoa, Arthropoda, Insecta, Diptera, Muscidae. Gene Ontology annotation, cellular component: pi-body. Gene Ontology annotation, molecular function: protein binding. The transcript is spliced from 6 exons. The record is from RefSeq and is a predicted model, not a curated record. Bases 159 to 1550 code for a protein of 463 amino acids.
UGUUUCCAAUGCUCUCAUAAUUCGCUCUUCAUUGUUGCGCUGUCAGAGACUUUCUCGUCUCCAUAAGCAGGAUUUGGAAUUACAAAAAAACAAAUUAUUUUUAUAAUUCCUGACCAUAGUUUCAAUAAUAUAACAGGAGCAGAGUAGUUUCCAACAAAAUGUCUCGAAAUAAUGUGGUAUAUCGACCACCAGACUCCGAUUCUGAUGAUGAUUACGAUGGGUUUGCUUUUGGCGAUGAUAUUAUACAGAAAAACAAACCGGUCACCAACUGGCAAACAAAUAGCGAUGAGGAGCUAUAUGAAGCUUUAAUGAAAGGAGAUUUGCAAGAACUCAAGCAACAAGUGGAACUGACCAGUUUCGAUGUAGAUGAGCCUGUGAGAUAUGGUUUCACAAUGCUACUGCAUGCCUGCAAGGAGGGAUUUUUAGAUAUUGUUGAAUAUUUAAUUGAAGAUAAACGAGCUGAUGUCAACAAGCAAAUUGAUUCUUUAACACCCCUCAUGAAUUGUUGCGAUUCCAAUUGCAAAGACUCGCUGGUGAUUGAAAAAAUUGCCAGAAUAUUGUUGUUACAUGGUGCCAUUAUAAAUGUGGCUGAUAAAUAUGGAACUACACCCUUCAUGCUGGCUUGCAAAAACGGUCAUGCGAAAAUCGUACAAAUGCUCAUACAGGAGGUUAGUUUCGAUGCUGUGGACAAUCAGGGCUGUACACCAAUUUUUCAUGCCAUUGAAAAUAAUCGGGCUGACAUUGUUAAGAUGCUUGUUGAUGCCGGUGUUAACUACACCAUUGCCAAUAAAAAGGGCUAUACACCGAUACAGGUUGCCCAGUUUCAUGGUUUCUAUGAUCUGCUGGAAAUAUUACCCAAGGAAAAGGAGGCAUAUGUAAUACCAUCACAAUUUUUGGGUUAUAAUACGCUGCGAGACUACAUACCGCGUAUUUUUUUGAAAUCCGAAUGUCCGGAAUAUUUUCAAGAAAUCAACACAAUUCUGUUGUCUAUUGGCAUGGAAAACUAUUUGGAAUAUUUUGCUAAGGAACGUGUACCUUUGUCGGAGUUUUUGUGCAUGCAAGAUGAACGUCUAAAAGAGUUGGGCAUAGAAUUUCCCAUAUAUCGGAUGAAAAUUAUGAAAGGACUUUUGGAUUUCCACUUGCAUCACUGGUCCAAGAAAUCAAUUGCUCGCGUUAGCAAAUCUUCCCAUGAAAACUUUUACGAAAUUCUAAUGAUUACUGCCAAUCAUUUGCAACACUUGGUGAUAAUCAAUUCAACUUUAAAAUUUGUCAAGAGCCACCUGCAAAACAAGCUUUUGGGACCGGUAACCACGGAGAAUCUCAUAGCAUUACAAAGAACCUUAAAAAGCUACAAAGGAACUAUCAAAGAACUAAAGAAAACAACAAAAUAUCUGGCUGGUUUUAGCCCACCUAAGAAUCCUCUUUACAUUGACUACGAUGAAUACCUGGCCGAACGUAAACGUUCUAAAAUCAAAUACUAUUUUAAGUAUACAACAAUAGCUAUAGGAAUAUCUGUAUUUAUAUGCUUAAAGGUUAAGCAAUUUUUCUAAAGUGUAUUACUUGAGAAGGAAUUUUUUACUAAGUCAUUCCUAUUUUUUAAGUAUGGCAUAGAAUCUCUCCUGUGUUCUUUAAAAAUAAGAGUAUUUAAAGGAUAGCUUUAAUGCGAAUUAUUUAACGUGUUAGGUGUUUCAAUUUUUGUCACAAUAAUUUGCAUUUAUGAAUUCAUAGAAUUAAUAGUUUUUUAAUCUUUGAUUUAUAUAGUUAACAAAAAUUGCUUGAAGCAAUAUUAUUUUUGAUUUUUAAAUAUAACACUAAAGUGUAACACUAAGAAAGUGGUUUAAGAAUAUUACAAAUGUUUAUAUAUUAUUUACAUACAUUAUUAUUAUAAUAAGCUUUAAUUUUAAAUGCAAUACAAUCAAUCUUGUAUUGCACAAUAAUUUAAAGGUAAAAGACAGUCAUCUAAUAAUUACAGUUUUUUGUUAUUGUGCUCGUUUCAAUCGCAAUCGCUGUAAAGUUUAUGUAUUAUGACAAUGAUUAUUGGUAAUGUAAAUUCAUAUUAUUUUUUUAAUGUUUUAAAUGAAUUAUUGAAAUAUUUAUAAAAGAAAUGUUGGAAUAAAUUUGAAAUUACGUUUUUAAUGCGUACGACGUAAAGUGAAAUAGUCGGCAAAUGCAAGAACUACAACAUACACACACAGCGCCACAUGCCUGCGAAUUAUAGCUGGAUAAUGCAACCUAGGACGGCAGAUAAUAUUAUUGUUUUAAAAACAACUUGCAAUGCAAUCCACAGAUAAUGAAAUAAUAUUUGCAGCUAAUGCGAUUUGAUUUGAAGAAUAACUACAGGGUGAGAUGAAAACCUGCAACAAAGCAAAAAUGGCAUAAUGUUUACAUUUUUUUUUAAUUUUAUUGAAUGAAAGCAAAAAAUGUCGGAAAUAGCAUCAAAUUUUAGAAUAUGUUUAGAUUUGUUCGAAUUGGUCACCUUUGGCACGAAUUAUGGCCUUCAAACGGCCAAUGAAA